AUGGGGUGUGAUUGGCUGCAGUACACGUUUCAGCGGCUUGAGGCGUACAGUGACGUCAUUGUCAACCCGGAAGUUCUCCGGCGCCUGCUGCAUGUAAACACAAGGCAGACGACUGCGGCCUGUGUCUGCGGCCAGUGUGCGGUCAGUGUGCGGCCAGUGUGCGGCCUGUGUCUGCGGCCAGUGUGCGGUCAGAAGAUGCCGUACGUGAGUGGAGAGGACACAGUGAAGGAGCUGAGGCGGGCGCUGUGCAACCCCAAUGUGCAGUCUGACCUCCUCAGAUACCGGAGCACCAUCACAAGAGUCAUACGAGCCAUGUCACAGGGGGUGGACGUGUCAGGGCUGUUUCCAGAGAUGGUCAAAGCCUGUGCCACGGUGGACAUUGUGCAGAAGAAACAGGUCUAUGUGUUUUUGUGUUCGUAUGCCGCACUCAAACCAGAUUUGUCUCUGCUCGUCAUCAACACUCUGCGGAAGGACUGUCAGGAUGCCAACCCCAUGGUGCGCAGCCUGGCUCUGCGUAACAUGACCAAUCUGAGGUUACCAGGUUUGGUAGAGUACGUGGAGCAGCCUCUCUCCUCUGGGCUCCGGGACAGGGCUGCAUGUGUGAGGAGAGUGGCAGUGCUGGGAUGGGCCAAAGUGCACAACCUAGAUCCAGGCGUGGAUAUCGAUCCUGCGGUAGUGAAUGAGCUAUACAGUCUGCUGAGGGACCCGGACCCCAUUGUCAUGGUGAACUGUUUGCGAGCUCUGGAGGAGAUCCUGAAGGAUGAGGGAGGCGUGGCUAUCAACAAGGCGAUCACACACCACCUGCUGUACCGUUUGAAGGAGUGUGACGUGUGGGCUCAGUGCGACGUGCUGAGGGUUCUGGAGCGAUACCCUCCGCAGACAGAGGGGGAGCUGUUUGAUAUGCUGUCGGUGCUGGACCCGUGUUUGGUCAGCUCACACGCUCCGGUCACAGCCGCCACACUGCGCCUCUUCCUUUGCCUCUGCUCCUCACUCCCUGCAGUCUGCUUCUCUGCACUGGAAAGGGUGUGUGGGCCCCUGCUGGUCAUCUGUGGAAGCUCCAGCCGAGAGAUGAGGUUCACCGCACUGGCGCAUAUACAGUUGCUGCUGCAGAGCGAGCCUGGCCUCUUGGGGGCGCACUACAAGCGCUUCUUCUGUGGAUACGCCGAACCCGCCUUCAUCAAACAGAGGAAGAUGCAGAUGCUGGUGGAGCUGGUGAAUGAUGAAAACGCAUGGAUGAUUCUGGACGAGCUCAGAGGUUACUGCACCGAUGUGAAUGCAGACACCGCUCAGGCCGCCAUCUCUGCCAUCGGGCGAAUCGGCAGGAGCUACAGUGAAAAAUGUUUGGAAAUCCUGACUGAACUCCUAGGACUGAAACAGGAGCACGUCACCUCUGCGGUGGUUCAGACUCUCCGGGACCUGGUGUGGACGUGUCCUCAGUGUUGCGAUGCCGUGUGCAGCGCCAUCGAGGGCUGUGAGCAAGCCAUUCAAGAUGCCCAGGGCCGGCAGGCGUUGCUCUGGCUUCUGGGGGAGUACGGCGAGUGCAUCCCUUCUGCUCCGUAUGUUCUGGAGAGUUUCAUCGAUGGCAUUCGUCUGGAGAACAGUGUGUGUGUGAAGAUGGAGCUGCUCUCUGCGGCCGUGCGCCUGUUUGUGUGUCGCCCUGCAGAGACUCAGGACAUGUUGGGCCGACUGCUGCACUACUCUAUCGAGGAGGAGAGCGACAUGUGUGUACGUGACCAAGCCGUGCUGUACUACCGGCUGCUGCACUAUGGGAUAGAAGCGGUGCGUGGGCUGGUGCAGGUGAAGAGGACCGACCCGGACCUGGGUGUGCUCGUCGGACGUCCACAGAUCAGUGUCAGCAGCUGGGCCCAUAGCUUCAACACGCUGCAGCCGCUGUGUGAAGCCGCUACACCAGCAUCAUCGAUCAGGGCGAGUCCUCAGCUUGUGCACACGGCCCUGAGCCGAGAGCUGAAGGCUUGUCCUGAGGAACCACUGUGCACUGAUGCUGAUCAGAGCACUGGGCCCCUGGCUUCAGCAGAUGGGUCGCUGGCUGAAGCUGUGUGUCUUUCAGUGUCUCCAGCCAUCACCCCUGAGAAGUUCCAGGAGCUGUGGUUGCAGAAUGUCCACGCAGACACAGGAGCUCCAAACUCCACUGAGUGUGACUUUUUGCACGUCGAGAAACUACUCCGCUGUCCUCCGAUCCUUGCGCACUCCCCUCAAGGCCUCAAAGUUGCGCUGCAGCUGGUCAAUAUCCAAAUGCUGGCUUUCACGCCGGCCCACAGCCAUCCCUGGAAGUGCUACUUGUACACACACACACAGAGGUCCUCGCCCUCCACUCACAACACGCUCAUCCUCGGCCAGCUGCUGUGCUCCGGCCACACGGACGCAGACGAGGGAGACCAUGCAACCGCCCGAGGGACAUGUGGUGUGAAAGUGACGCUGAUGCAGAAGCCCAGAGAUGAAGCAGCUCUGGGGGGGUUUCUGUCCAUCCUGUGCAAAGUACUGAACACGCUCACUAUUCUUCGUGAGAGUGGCACAGAGGACACAGCGGAUCUGUCAGAAAGAGAAAAAAGUCUUCCAUCAAAUCUGAGUCUAUCAUGUUAG
This is a messenger RNA of Knipowitschia caucasica, 2601 nucleotides long. Lineage: Eukaryota; Metazoa; Chordata; Actinopteri; Gobiiformes; Gobiidae. The record is from the annotation of a GenBank genome assembly.